GAUGGCCUACAAGCCGCCGCCAGCCGCGGACGGCUCCCCUCGCCCUGUAGUGCCCUGUGUCCGGCUGGGCGUUAUGAUGGCCGCGGCCUAUCCCUCGAAUGGCGAGGAGAUCGACCCCGCAUAUGCUGCAAAGCUCGAUGCGACAAUCAAAGCCUUCGCCAGCGCAGGUGUCUACGUCUUCUUGGACCUGCACCAGGAUGCUGGCUGCACCACGAACGGUGGUGAGGGUCUCCCUUGGUGGGUGACGGCUGGCUUCCAAGAACGUGCCGGCUGCUUCCUGGAGCAAUGCUGCUGCUGUUGCUGCUUCUCUGGUAGCUGCUGGUCCUGCUGCCCAGAGAGCUGUCGGACAUCCUACAUCGCCACGCCGUCUCAUCCUCUUCGGCCUUUUUUUUGCCUUCCGAACUGCAUUGCCAAGUGCAUAAAUCUGGACAUCACCACCUACGACGGGGAUUCGGAUCCGUGGCUCCCGUUCUCCGUCGAGGACAAGGGUGCGAAUCCGGAUUUCAUGAAUGCCGGCAAUGCGAGCAUGCGUCAAAACAACUCCGACAGCACCUGGAGCACGAUCGUAACCACUGCGCAGCUGCAGAACACCAUGCCGAGGAUCUAUGCCGCUCCGGAGAACAGUGCCGACAGGGCUUUGUAUUUUGAGCCCUAUAUGAAGCUUGUGCGACAUCUCUGUGGCGUGUGGGACAAGUACGAGAACGUCAUCGCAGUGGAGCUGAUGAACGAGCCGCCUCUGGGUGGAUUGCCAAAUAUAUGCAACACGCUGACAGUCUGGAGACAAGUCCUCGGAUUUUAUGGCCACGUCCUUGCCGAACUUGACCAGGAUCCCCGCAUCAAGACCCCCAUCGCCAUCGACAACUUCAGCAGCACCCUCCCUGGCGAAAGCUGCGCCAUCUCCUGCUUAGCCUGCGCAGGCACACCCAGUGCGGCCAUGAAGCAAUUCCAGUCCUAUGCCAGUCGAAACCGCUUGAUCCUGUCCUUCCAUUACUAUUCUCCUCCCAGCACAGUGAGCUGGGAAAAGAUGGUAGAGCUUGCCAAGGCGAACGCCCAGAAGCUUGGUGGUGUGCCAGUUUGGCUCAGCGAGUACUGGGAGGAUUCGGCGCAAGGUCUGGCAGACCAGCUGGCCGUCGCCACGGACCUGUUCCAGGGAGUGUGCGCAUCAUCUUUGAAUUUCCGGAAUCGACGCGGCAUAGUCGCCUCUUUGCCGGAGCCCCUCUACCACUCCUCGGCCAUGGCUCGCAGCAGGAGGAACUCUUCGCGGGUCGUCCUCGUCCUCGGUGCUGGAGUGGCGGCCUAUGUCACCGCCAAAUCACUUCCUGGCUUCGCUUUCACCGGUCUUGGACGCGCUGCAAGCAUGAGCCUUCAGCAGACGACACGGUCAUCGGUGCCAGGAGCAGCGCGCCCACUGCAAGAUUUGCCCAGCCGGCCGGCCCUGCCAGUUGGCGUCGAGGAGGUGGCUACGACCAGCUCUUUGCUGGAGAGCAUGGGGCCUUUGGCUAUUGCCGGUCAAGCUGUGGCCGGACUGGCCGCGCUGUACGUCAUCAUGUCCUUUUGCGAAUAUGUGUACCAUCGCUACUUCCAGCAUUUGGGACUGAACAAGGUCGACGCCGUGCGGGCUGUCCGAUCCACCCUCAGCUUGUCCACAUUCCGCGGCGACGGCCAUGUGGAGCAUCAUCGGGAGACAGUCGAGGAAGAUAUGAGCCUUACUGUUGAACCUGGACGCGACCCAAUCUUGGACAUGGACCCCUGGAGAGGUACUUGCUUCCCAUGGGAUGGUUUCGCGAAGAUGAGCGCUGGUGUCAUGCUCCUUGCCUACCCAACCCUGACCUUGCUGGGCUGGUCCGGCUUCGUCAUUGUGCCUGUGGUGAUGACCGCGAUGAUGCUCCACGCCUUGGUUUGGAACGCUCUUCACCCGAACAUGCAUGGCCUGGAAGAUGUGCCGAUGGAGGUUGGUGCACCAAGCUGGGUCCUCGCCGGCUUGCGCGACUCCGCAGUGUUCAACUACUUGCGCACGAAUCACGAAGGGCACCACAGAGCCACUGGUUCCCACGGCAACUACAACGUUUGCUGCCCCGGAAUGGAUCAACUCGUUGGCACUACCGUUGACUGCGUGACAGGCGCUCCGCUGCCCAAGCCUGUUCCAGAUUGGGUGACACUGCUUGUGGCCGUCGCCGCUGCUCCGCUUAUGCCUGCUUUUGCGGUCGUCUGCCUGGUAGUGCUGAUCUCUUUCCCACCUCUUCCCCGAGCUGCCGAGUUGGGAGCCAAAUAA
This is a messenger RNA of Symbiodinium necroappetens, 2272 nucleotides long. The record is from the annotation of a GenBank genome assembly. NCBI's taxonomy places the organism in Eukaryota, Dinophyceae, Suessiales, Symbiodiniaceae.